CAGAGAAACAUCAGACGAAUUUGGACAUCCCUACCACACACGUGGAAUUAAUCAUUCAUUCUGACAUUCAGAAAAAGAGGUUGUAUCUUAAUUUUUUCGUCCGUCCUUUGUAUGAAAAUAAAGUAAUGGAUCCCGACGGAGACCUCCCUGUAUUGUUGGAAACGAGUGAAACAAACCUCCCUCACCAAUCUUUCCAUGAAAGCAGCACAAAUGUUAGUGUAGCCGAUUCGGCAGCUGCAACCAUGGGAAGCGAGUCUUUUAGAGAAUUUAGUGAUCGCGGUCAAAUUAGCAGCAACUCUUCUUCCGACAGUGAUGUCUCUGAUGAGGAGUCUUUUGUUGAAUCAGGUUGUAACAGUAAUAAACCAUCCUCCAACCAAGAUCGCUUUAAUGAAAGUGGCAUGAGCAGUGAUGAAGACUGGGUUGAAGAACCUUGUGCAGAUGAACCCAUGCAUAAUAUCAAGUGCCUUUUCUGUUGCGAAAUCCUGUCAAAUGCCCAUUCUGUAUUGGAGCAUUGCCAAACUGUGCAUCACUUUAGCUUGGCUGCUCUGCAGAAAAAACAUGGAAUGGAUCAAUAUAGUUUCAUCAGGCUGAUCAAUUUCAUUCGCUCAUGUAGUGCUACUUCCAGGGAAGUCAUGGAUAUGGACAUGCCUAUUUGGGAACAAGACAAGUUUAUGAUGCCUGUCAUUGAGGAUGAUGCUCUUCUCAUGUAUGAUUUUGAUGGAGAUGGAGACAUUCCUAAGGGAUCUGCAUCGGAAGUCGUUUCAACAGCGACUUCGUCUGAUAGCGACAAUUUGAAGGUUCAAACUGAGGGGCAAAUGUUUUCAAACUUCCGAGUGGCGAAUGCAGAAGGUGGCCAUGUGACACUGAGUCAAUCUCAUUUUGACGAUUUGCACGCCACCCUUCAAAGAAUGCAGCUGGUUGUCGACGAAUCCAAUGCUACUUUGAAGCAGUAUCAAAAAGAUAUGGAAUCUAUGCGCAAGGCAAUGAAACACAUGGUCAUGGGAGAUAAACAAAAAGAGGAGGAAGAUCUUGCCGCAUUGCGUUGUGAGGAAGAAGAGGAUGAGGAAGAUGGUUAUUUCUCUGGUUAUGCACAUUUUAGCAUUCACCACGACAUGCUUGCCGACAAACCGAGAACAGACAGCUAUCGUGACGCCAUCAUUAAAAAUAGCCAUAUGAUGAAGGAUAAGAUUGUUUUGGAUCUGGGGUGUGGAACUGGCAUCCUGUCGAUGUUUGCGGUUCAAGCCGGUGCUUCGAAGGUUAUUGGAGUGGACCAAUCGCAGAUCAUUUUUAAUGCUAUGGCUAUUAUAAGGGAGAACAAGAUGGAAAACAAGAUCAAACUGGUUCGUGGGAAAAUCGAAGAAGUUACCUUGAAUGAACCUAUGGUCGAUGUGCUAGUUUCGGAAUGGAUGGGAUACUUUCUUCUUUUUGAAGGCAUGCUGGAUAGUGUUAUUCAUGCUAGGAACAAAUACCUUGCUCCCGACGGCCUUAUGCUCCCCAAUUCCUGCACUAUUUCGAUGAUGGCCAUUGGGGAUUCUGAGCGCUACUCUGAAAUGGUGAGAUUUUGGGACGAUGUGUACGGAUUGAAAAUGACAUCGAUGCGGCCCGAAGUUCUCCGUGAAGCAUCGAUCGAAACUGUUCCAGUGGAUAAGAUUCUUAGCGAUCCAUCACUAGUACUUCAGUUAGAUCUGAAAACAUGUACAUCGCAGGAAACAGAAUUUUUCAGAGUCUUCCAAUUGAAAAUGACACGGGAGGAUAAACUGACUGCUUUGGUUGGUUCGUUUGACGUCACAUUCCAUUUGGAUCACACGGUUCUGCUUUCUACUUCGCCUUACAGCUCGCCUACUCACUGGAAACAGACAGUUUUUUAUUUGCCUGAGCCCAUAACCGUGCAUACAGGACAAGUUCUCGACUGCAGCAUCAAAGUUCAGCGUCACAGUAAAGAAGUCCGCUGGCUUGAUGUGACCAUAACUAUUAACGGAGAAAAAUUCAAAUACAGCCUUAGCUGAACACCAUCUUUUUAUAUGUAAUAUCCAUACCAACAAUAUUUUCAUCGAUACCGUGCUUGUUACUCAGUACAACAUGUACAACAUGUA
This is a messenger RNA of Daphnia pulex (common water flea), 2093 nucleotides long. RefSeq names its product protein arginine N-methyltransferase 3-like. NCBI's taxonomy places the organism in Eukaryota, Metazoa, Arthropoda, Branchiopoda, Diplostraca, Daphniidae. Gene Ontology annotation, cellular component: nucleus. The record is from RefSeq and is a predicted model, not a curated record. The coding region runs from base 126 to 2006 and encodes 626 amino acids. Gene Ontology annotation, biological process: peptidyl-arginine methylation. The transcript is spliced from 9 exons. Gene Ontology annotation, molecular function: protein-arginine N-methyltransferase activity.